UGUAUGUUCGUAGAACAGUUGCAUUCGAGAAUACGCUCCGUAAAUAUAUAAAUUUUUAGAUAUCAAAGUUAUAAAUCAGCUGAAAAUAGGAAGAGCCGGGACAGAUUUCUCAGCUCUCCUACCCUCCAACAACCACACCCCUUUACAACCGCCCUCCAACCAUCCUAACUCCACCUUUCACCAUCUAAUUGGCACUUGUUCAAAUUCUACUAAAUACCCCGAUGUCUGCUCCGAGUACUAUCAAGAGCACGGAGGAGACCGUGGAGUCCUACCCGGAGCAACAGGCCGAGGAUUACGCUCAGCACUGCGGAGUUGUCAUGUCCGAGAACGAAGUAACGAACGGAUUCGUUAAAGAUGGCUCCAGUUUACCCUAUAUAUUUGAAACAAAUGAUUCUGGAAACCGGAAGCGCUCUUCUAAGAUCCUUCCUGUUUGCGGGAUGUGCGGAAAGAAGUUUGUCUGUGUUACAACCAUGAAGCGUCAUCUUGUGACCCAUACCGGAGAGAAACCCUUCUCCUGCAAGGUGUGUGGAAAGCAGUAUACGCAGAAAGGAAAUCUCAGGGUUCAUGAACGAACUCAUAGAAAUGACCGACCUUUUGAGUGCAACAUUUGCUUACAGAAGUUUUACAGGAAAGAACCAAUGCAAAAACAUCAAUGGCGACAGCAUGGAGUUGUGCAUUUUAAGACUAGGCCCACCAACACCGCAACCAACAACAACAUCAACAACAACAACUCCCAACCUUCUCUUGGUAUAAUCGGAGCUGAAGGAAUACUUUAUCAUUCCCUGACUGAGAGCAUCAAGGAGGUUAAUAGCGGAGGUUGGAGUCAAGCAGAGAUUAAAUUUGAGGAGAUUAAAAACCCGGAGAAUACACAGAUUUAUGAACCGGAUCAAGACCAGGUUCAGGUUCAUAUUCAGGUUCAGGAUGAAGAUUCAAGAGAAGAGUUUAUCCUUCUCCAGAAUGUACCUCCCAUCCUACCGGAGGAGAAGUUUGAAGUUCCGGAACCCGUUGAGGAAACUGUAGUACACACUACGGAUUCAGAAACUUUAGUUCAGAUCACAGAACCUGAGACUACAGUUCAUACCACAGAUCUGAUAGAUCAUGAAGAGUCAUUUAAGCCUAUAAAACUAAAGAUGAAACUAGCUCAGGCUUACAUGAAGGAGAUAGAGGAGAACAGAGAGAGAGAAGAGAGAUAUGAUCAAGGACGGGAAGGACGAGAUAGAUCUGAUUUAUCUCCAUCUGUCUGCAGAAUUGAUUAUAAUCUAGGAGAGUUCAGACUAUCAAGCUCAGAUAGCAAUUCAACCAGUAAUAUUGAGAGCAACCCUAACAGUAGACCAGAGAGUCGACUUCCGUUUCUCCAGCCUGACUUGAAGGUACCAGACCUGUUCUCCUGUCCCCCAGAUGUUGCUGAUAGCCAGGAUAGUUUAGAGUUUCUCUGUAAGGCCUGUGGAACCACAUGUCUUGUGUCGGAUCCGUACAGUUUCAGUUGCCCUGUCUGUAAUAUCAAAUAUACAUCUAUGCCGACCAAUAUGAUUGCAGAUCCUCUGCAGUGUAUUGGUUGCAUGGAGCUAUUUCCUCAUAAACCUGCUCUUAAACAACACCAAAGCUCAGAGGAGAAAGAACGUCCGUUUAAAUGUUGCAAAUGUGGAUUUGGAUUCAGACAAAAGGCGCAUCUUCAGAAGCAUCAAUGGCGGAUACAUAGGAAAAGGUUUGAGGCGGAACCUAAUGUUCGUGUGGCGGAGGCACUUCUUUCCGCCGUUGACGGUGUACCAGUUGUAAACCAGGAGCCCGAGCUCCAAAUUGACCCUUCUACUAUGGUCUACACUGCUGAGCAAAAGGUUCCAAAAGAUUACUCCAGGAGAACAGAAUUGGAACCAGCUCCUCUCGAUCUCUCACCCACUAAGAUGUAUGGAACCCCGGGCAGUAUUACCAAGUGGGUGGAGCAGGUUGAAACCGCAAGAACCCCGAUAAUCCCUGAUAUAUCAAUCAUGAAGAAAGCUCCAACUGAAGCGAUGUCUAGGUUCCAGGAGUUGUUGAGCCGACCUGUUCGGAAAGAGCAAGUUCAGCUUCAUAUCAUCAAUUCUCUCUCCGGUAGAAGAGAAGAACCUCUCAUCAUCCACCUAGGAGAAAAUAACUCUGAAACUAACUCCAAACCGUUUGCAAUCAAAACAAAGAUUCCGGAGCAAGUAUUAAACAAUAGCUGGAAGAAUAUGGAACAAGCCAACAAUCCUCUUUUGAAUCAGAUCAUGCAAGAACCACAAAAACCGUCUCAGAUUCUUAACUCAUCUCUUGCUCCUGCUGUCUAUAUAAGUCGAGCGUCUAAGCGUCCCAGAACGGAUCCUAUUUUACAAACGGAAUCGAAUCCGUCCGUAAACCUAACACGUGCAAUCCCGUCACAAAAUAACAAUGCUGAACGGUCUGGUCUACUGGAGAAGGAUUUCCUAAUCCGACCCAACCUGGCGAACAGUCCUGACUCCGUAGCUACUAGACUUCAAUCCCCGCUGUCCUUGAACACAACUCCGUUGCGGCUAGACACGCCUUACUCCACGGUGUCUCCGCCUCUAAACCUGACACAUCCCCAGGUCUCCCCGUAUGAUUACAGAAUUGGAAAAUCAAAUCUCAUCUCCGGACACUUCCAGAGACUAAAGAGUCAAGAUGAUAGAUCUGGAAUCUAAAUCCGACCUUGAAGUUGACAACUAGAAACAAUUGGUUUAUUUAUCAACAAAACUGGCAAUUUUAGAAAACUUGCAAAAUUUCUCAUUUUUAGCUGUGAUAUUCAACAUUAUUCUUCCAUACAGUGUACCUUAUAUGCAAUGUUUACAUUUUUAUAUUGACAAAAUGACAUUUAUCCUACUAAACUAUAAAUUGACCCAUGGACUUUGAUUUAGCAUUAUAUUAUACAGUAAUUUUAUCCACAAAUAUUAAUUGAAUGUCACACAUUUUAUUCGGAGUCUUUCCGUAACAUAGAUAUAUUACUAAAAGUAUAUAAUUUGUUGCAGAAUACUUUUUCAAAGUUUUAUUUAAUUUCAUGAUAUAUUUUUCUAAAAGUUUCCUGUCUUUUGGGUGAUUUUGGGGAAUUAUUUCAGAACUCUAGUUUCUUAUUGUUUUUGUUAAAUUGUUAUUUAAUAAAUUUUAAUUAUUACAA
Messenger RNA from Eurytemora carolleeae, 3142 nucleotides. RefSeq lists its product as uncharacterized. The record is from RefSeq and is a predicted model, not a curated record. Lineage: Eukaryota; Metazoa; Arthropoda; Copepoda; Calanoida; Temoridae. The coding region runs from base 222 to 2672 and encodes 816 amino acids. The transcript is spliced from 4 exons.